AUGUCAGAUUCUGAAGACAAAAAGCCGGCGGCAAAAAGCCACAACAACGCUGUGGAUGUAGCUGCAGAGGAAGAUUCUACUCAGGAAGAAGACAACUACGCUAGCGCACAACACCAGCUGCAACAACAACAGCAUCACGACCAGCAACAGCAAGUUCAACCAGCGCUCCAGCACCAGCAAGUGGCAGGAACAAACAACCCGCCUCACGCAGCACCCACUCGCCAAACUGGAUCCAUUGCAACUUGGUGCAAUAGUGAGGCAUAUGUUUCUCAGGAUGAAGACAACAUGGCAAGUAUUGAUCAAGAUAUGAUCAUGGACAUGCUUCGAACCACAUACACCAUUGGACAUGCUGAUGGUGAUGUACGUCACCAGUUGGCACAAGGGUAUGACAUCUCCCCACCCGAUCCUGGGUUCUUCCUGGUGCGCACCACUAACCACCAGCUGAUUAUUUAA
Molecule: messenger RNA, 453 nt
Organism: Seminavis robusta
Lineage: Eukaryota; Bacillariophyta; Bacillariophyceae; Naviculales; Naviculaceae
Source: the annotation of a GenBank genome assembly